AUGCCCGGCGCAACACGAGAUGUGGUUAUGGAAGAUGCGCCUCUUCACAGACCUGCAUCUCCUGCCGCUGCAAUCCUUCCGCCUACAACUCAUUCCCACUCGCCAAUUCUACCGCCAUCGCAUCAGGCUUCUACAGCGACUGCGAAUCUCAACCGUGAUGCAGCUUCUCCGGUUCCCGUUCCUGCGCGCACAAGUACGCCUGUACCGAAAGUAAAUGGAAAUGAGAAUUCGUCGAGAGCUACGAGUCAACACCCGGAUGCGGGCCCAUCGUUACCAACUGAAGCAAGUGUUCAUGGAGCGCCGGCGCGAGUUUACUUGAAUCAGACCGUUACAGGAAGUUUACUGGAAGGCAUGAAGUUGUUGGCUAAGGACCAGCCAAAAGAUCCUUUACGAGUACUAGGGGAAUUUCUUUUGUCAAAAUCCAAGGAGUUGGAAGGAGGGAAUUAA
Messenger RNA from Sclerotinia sclerotiorum 1980 UF-70, 447 nucleotides. RefSeq lists its product as hypothetical. The record is from RefSeq and is a predicted model, not a curated record. Bases 1 to 447 code for a protein of 148 amino acids. The transcript has 3 exons. Lineage: Eukaryota; Fungi; Ascomycota; Leotiomycetes; Helotiales; Sclerotiniaceae.